AUGAAUAUGUUGGAUGAUGAAGAUGACCAAAGCUUUCACGCUACGCGUGACGGCUACUCCCAUUUGAGCGAUGUCGAAUGGGAUGCGGUUGAACGAAUGGGUUCGACCAUGGGCAUCCAUGCUGUUAGCGUCAUGCUAGAGGCUCUCAAUAGAGAUGCCCAACAUGCUACUAUCGCCAAGUUCAUUCAAAAUGAACUUGACGCAGAACGCGAGAAAGUAGCCUUGCUUCACCAACAAGGUUCUCAACAAGCAGAGUUGUUGAGAGAACAAGGUGCUCAACAGUUUGAACUGUUGAGACAGCAGCAGGCUGCUGCUGGUGGGUCGAUGCACUCGCGUCGGCCCGAGACUUUGAAGAUUGACAUCUCCAAGGCGCGUCGCAUCGACGACGGGGAUAUGCAAGUUGCAUUUGCCCAGUCAAAUCUGGCAGGACGUGCCAAGACUUGGGCACUGGGGCUCAAGCUGCACGACCCAUAUGCGUUUGGGUCGUUGGAAGUCUUCAAGUCGCGGCUCAGACAAACGUUUGAACCGCCUAGAGCUGAGUUCAGAGCUCGAACCGAACUCUUGAAGCUCAAGCAGGGUAAGCGUGAUGUGCACGCUUACGCUCAACAUAUACGACAUCUCACGAGUUGUAUAAGUUCCAAUCCGGUGGAUGAACACACGUUGGUUUCGGUGUUCAUGCAGGGUCUUGCGGAUGGUCCCGUCAAGACUCACCUGUUCCGGCUUGAACUAGAUUCACUAGAACAAGCCAUUUCCAUUGCGGAGCAGGAAGACUUCAGUCUGAGACAGGCUCGCGCCAGCUCGACAUCAUAUCGUCAACCGAGACGAUAUGACAACGGAGGUCCAGAGCCGAUGGAACUCUGUUAUGUAGAGAGCGAGAAGGCUCGCUCUACAGGCUACAAGAAGUUGCAGAGAUGCAACAGAUGUCAAAAGACAGGACACUACGCUUACGAGUGUAGUGCCCCUCGUCCAGUGUCUCGCGACACUGGGCGUAGUGACCGUCCACCCAUGAGAAAGGGGCAGGGACGAGGGUCCGCAGUUGGUGCAAAGACGCAACAACGGGAUGGACCGUCAAAAAACGGACAGGAUCAGUAG
Peronospora matthiolae is the source of this 1092-nucleotide messenger RNA. The record is from the annotation of a GenBank genome assembly. Lineage: Eukaryota; Oomycota; Peronosporomycetes; Peronosporales; Peronosporaceae.